Messenger RNA from Chiroxiphia lanceolata (lance-tailed manakin), 1528 nucleotides. It is a transcript of the gene METTL6, whose product is annotated as methyltransferase like 6. The record is from RefSeq and is a predicted model, not a curated record. The transcript has 7 exons. Lineage: Eukaryota; Metazoa; Chordata; Aves; Passeriformes; Pipridae. Bases 282 to 1160 code for a protein of 292 amino acids.
UCUCCUGGGCCGGCGGCGGGGUGGUUAUAGUUCGUUUUUUCUCAUUUCCACUUUGGUAAAAUGACGCCAGUGCCUGGUUCUGGGCACUGAUGCACAAGUGGCACAUUUUUGCUACCUGGGCUUCCCUGGGAGUUACCGGGCCUUGCAGGACAUCCAGGAUCUGCAUGGUUGUGGCAAGGAAGAGAUACUCACUUAUCUUACUUAAGUGAUGGAACCAUACACUAAAGAAAAAAAAUCACCCUUGGGUCUUUGGCAUUCAUAUUUGUGUGAAAGAAUCUAGGAUGUUCCAAGAAAAGGCAUCAGACAAUUGCUUAAAUGUAGUAACAACAUCUACUGAAGAUGGUGCUUUCCAAAAGAAAGGCCAUAGUGCAAGAGUCCUUAGCCCAGAGGAAGCUGAGAGACUGGCAAAAGAUCAGGUUUUGGUGUCUGAGUUCAAACAACUAAAACUGGAGAAAGAGGCACAGAAGAACUGGGAUCUGUUUUACAAAAGAAACAGUACCAACUUCUUCAAAGAUAGACAUUGGACAACCAGAGAGUUUCAAGAGUUAAAAGCAUGUCGUGAGUUUGCAGAUCAGAAGCUGACCAUUCUGGAAGCGGGCUGUGGGGUUGGGAACUGCUUGUUUCCACUCUUAGAAGAAGAUCUGAAUAUUUUUGCAUAUGCCUGCGAUUUCUCUCCUAGAGCUGUUGAGUAUGUGAAGAAAAAUGCCUUAUAUAGUACCGAAAGAUGUAAAGUGUUCCAGUGCGAUCUUACCAAAGAUGAUCUUCUAGACAAUAUACCAGCAGAUUCUGUGGAUGUUGUGACACUUAUAUUUGUCCUUUCUGCCAUUCAUCCUGACAAAAUGAAUCUUGUCUUGAAGAACAUUUACAAGGUAUUAAAACCAGGCAAGUGUGUCUUGUUCCGAGACUAUGGAAUGUAUGAUCAUGCAAUGCUCAGGUUUAAAUCCGGCAGCAAACUUGGAGAAAACUUUUAUGUUAGACAAGAUGGGACAAGAUCAUAUUUUUUUACUGAAGAGUUCUUAUCUCAGCUUUUCAAGGCUGAGGGAUAUGAGCAAGUGGUCAAUGAAUAUGUGCAGCGAGAAACUGUGAAUAGGAAAGAAGACUUACGUGUUCCAAGAGUUUUUCUUCAAGGCAAAUUUCAGAAGCCUUUCAGUAAGACAUAAGUUCUUGCUGAUUGGCAACAGCAUUACUUGUUUGAAAUUGAAGCUAGCACAUAGCCUCGUGUGUGCUCAUCUUUCUAGUAAACCAGAAAUUACUGCAUCCAGUACCUCCUGUUGGUUUCCAUCCUCAGAUACAAAAUAAGAAUGCUAUUUCUAAUUCACUUUUAAGAUGGUUUACUGAUGCAGGCAACCUGUUGAGCAUCUGUAUUCCUACUUCUAAAGUAAAACCUGUGCAACACUGUUGGAGGAUCAGGUAAAGCACACUAAAGAUGGUUAAUUUUAUGCAUUAGCUUCCACUAGUUAUCAUCAUAACUGUUAUUUUAAUUUUUAUUAAAAACUAUUUUUAAAUAAAUAUCCUGUGUUUCCUAUCA